Didymosphaeria variabile is the source of this 1536-nucleotide messenger RNA. RefSeq lists its product as uncharacterized. The coding region runs from base 1 to 1536 and encodes 511 amino acids. Gene Ontology annotation, molecular function: flavin adenine dinucleotide binding; heme binding; acyl-CoA dehydrogenase activity. The transcript is spliced from 2 exons. The record is from RefSeq and is a predicted model, not a curated record. Lineage: Eukaryota; Fungi; Ascomycota; Dothideomycetes; Pleosporales; Didymosphaeriaceae.
AUGGCAGAGGCUACAUUGACCCGCGAAGCAGUCGCCUCGCACAACGCCCCAGACGACCUGUGGUGCAUAAUCGACCACAAAGUAUACGAUCUGACCGAUUUCGUCGACGCGCACCCUGGCGGCUCAGUCGUUCUCGAGCAAGUCGCCGGCACAGACGCCACAACGGCCUUCUACAACCUCCACCGACAAGAAGUUCUCUCAAAGUACUCGGACCUAUGCAUCGGCACAAUCGAAGGCGAGAAGUCUGAAGUCAUCGAGCCCCAGGCGGGCGACCUAUCUCCUGUACCGUAUGCCGAACCGCUCUGGCUGCGCCCGCAGUUCAAGUCUCCGUAUUUCAAGGAGAGCCAUCAUAAGCUGAGGAGGAAGGUGCGCGAGUUCGUAGACAAGUACGUCACGCCUGAGGCGCAAGAGAAGGAGAAGGAUGGAAGCUACAUCAGUCAGGAGCUGAUUGACCGGAUGGCGGAGAACGACAUGCUAGCCAUGCGUCUCGGGCCCGGGAAGCAUCUACGCGGGAAGAAGCUGCUGGGCGUGGUCAAGGGCGAAGAGUUCGACUAUCUUCACGAUCUUGUGCAGGCGCAGGAGUUCGUCAGGGCGAACGCGAGGGGCUUCCAGGACGGCAACAUGGCGGGUAUGAUGAUCAGUCUAACAGCCGUGCUGCAGUGGAUGCCCGACACGCCAUUCAAGCAAAAGAUUGUGACCGAGGUACUGGCCGGGAAGAAGAAGAUCUGUCUGGCGAUUACGGAGGCAUUUGCGGGGAGUGAUGUCGCCGGCUUACGUACGACGGCUACGAAGAGUAAAGAUGGGAAGAGCUACGUGGUCAGGGGUACGAAGAAGUGGAUCACAAACGGCAUGUGGUGCGAUUACUUCGUCGUGGGGUGCAGGACUGAGAAGGGCUUCUCGGUGAUGCUCGUCGAAAGGAGCGAUGCUGUGGAGACCAAGUUGAUCAAGACGAGUUACUCGACUGCGGCAGGGACGGCGUUCGUCGAAUUCAACGAUGCGAUUGUGCCGGCGGAGCAUCUGCUGGGUGAGGAGGACAAGGGAUUCGUCGUCAUCAUGAGCAACUUCAACCACGAGCGCUUCAUGAUGGCCUGCGCCGUGAUCCGGCAAUCCCGCAGCGUCGUCGAAGAAUGCCUUAAAUGGUGCAACCAGCGCAUCGUCUUCGGCAAGAGACUGGUGGAACAAGCCGCCAUCCGGCAAAAACUCGCCAAAAUGAUCUCGCACGUCGAAUCUAACCAGUCGUGGCUGGAGUCCAUCGCCUACCAGAUGUCGCACAUGAGCUAUGCGCAGCAGUCGAAGCACCUGGGUGGGCCGAUUGGGUUGUUGAAGAGCCAUGCUACGAGAUCGGCGCACGAGAUUGCGGACGAGGCUGUGAACAUCUUUGGAGGGAGGGGGCUCACGCAAAGUGGUAUGGGAAGGGUGGUGGAGAUGUUUCAUCGGACGUAUAAGUUCGAUGCGAUUCUGGGUGGGACGGAGGAGAUAUUGGCGGAUUUGGGUGUCAGGCAAGCUAUGCGGCAUUUUCCCAAGGCGAUGUUGUAG